Ogataea angusta is the source of this 705-nucleotide messenger RNA. RefSeq lists its product as uncharacterized. Lineage: Eukaryota; Fungi; Ascomycota; Pichiomycetes; Pichiales; Pichiaceae. The coding region runs from base 1 to 705 and encodes 234 amino acids. Gene Ontology annotation, molecular function: acetylpyruvate hydrolase activity. Gene Ontology annotation, cellular component: mitochondrion. The transcript has a single exon. The record is from RefSeq and is a predicted model, not a curated record.
AUGUCAUUCAACUACGUGAAGAACGCGGGCAAGUUUUUGUGCAUUGGCCGCAACUAUCUGGCGCACAUCAAGGAGCUGAACAACGCAAAACCGGCCGAGCCGUUCUUCUUCCUCAAACCAAAGUCGUCCGUGCUUCUUCCCAAACAGGGCCCGGUGCUAGUGCCUCGAGGCACCGUUGUCCACCACGAGGUGGAGCUGGCCUGUGUGGUCGGCAAAACGCUUAGAGACCUCGACCCUGCUACUUUUACGCCGUCGGACGCCCUAAAUGCCAUCAAGGGCUAUGCCUUGGCAAUUGACAUGUCUGCCAGAAACGUCCAGGACGAGAUGAAGAAGAAGGGGCUUCCCUGGACGAUUCCAAAGGGAUUCGAUACCUUUUUGCCAUUGUCUGGCUUUAUUGGCAAAGACCAAAUUGCAGACCCAUACAACGUGGAGCUGAACCUGACGGUGAACGGCCAGACUCGUCAGAAAGACAUGACAAACCUGAUGAUAUUCCCUAUCCACCGCAUUCUGACCACCAUGUCGUCCAUCAUGACCAUCGAGGAGGGCGACGUCAUCCUUACCGGCACGCCAAAGGGCGUUGGGUCCAUCGUUCCAGGAGACAAAAUCGAGGCCUGGGCCGAGGUCGACGGAAAAAGACUACCGGACAGUGUUAUGGAGCUAGACGUGGCCGAGAAGCCCGGUCCGUACUUUUACCAAGCUAAAUAA